Molecule: messenger RNA, 1853 nt
Organism: Phacochoerus africanus (Common warthog)
Lineage: Eukaryota; Metazoa; Chordata; Mammalia; Artiodactyla; Suidae
Gene: TRIM38
Product: tripartite motif containing 38
Exons: 7
Coding region: 294-1691 (465 amino acids)
Molecular function (GO): zinc ion binding; protein binding
Source: RefSeq, a predicted model, not a curated record
CCACAGUAGUUUCACUUCUGAGUUUCUGUAGCCUGCAUGAACUUCCUGGCUGCUACGGAGGGAUCUAGCAGAGAGUGUGUGACUAUCUGUGGUGACGGGAGUGGAAAAGGUCCAGGCCCAGGUUUUCUUGGCGGAGGGCUAGGAGACAUGUGCAUACCUCAUGACCUGUGGAGGCCAGUGGUAGCCAGUGCAUCACAGAGGCUCAGGUGAGGUAAUUUCUGAACAUGGUGGGAAAAUUCUGGCUGCUUCUUCUCUGCCUCUAAAUCCAAUAUUGGAGCUUUUCAGGAAAAGCCAUGGCCUCAACCACAACCACCAGGAAGAUGAGGGAGGAAGCCACUUGCUCCAUCUGCCUGCACCUCAUGUCUAAGCCGGUGAGCAUCAGCUGUGGACACAGCUACUGCCACUCGUGCAUUGUGAACUUCUUUGAGAAUCUCUGCCGAAUGCAGCCAUCGCUGGAGACAUUCUCCUGUCCCCAGUGUCGGGUGCCAUUUAAAAUGUCAAGUCUCCGACCCAACGUGCAGCUGGGAGGCCUCAUUGAAGUCAUCAAGGAGAUGGACCAGGAAAUGUCAUGUGAGGAACAUGGAGAGAAGCUCCAUCUGUUCUGUGAGAAUGAAGGCAAGCUCAUCUGCUGGCGCUGUGAUCGGGGACCACAGCAUAGAGGGCACGCCACAACUCUGGUGGAAGACGCGUGCCAAGGCUACAAGGAAGAGCUCCAGAAAGCGGUGACACAACUGAAGCAACUGGAAGAGGAAUGUAUGAAGCUGAAGAUGUUCACGGCAAAGCAAAUAACUGAAUGGAAUGAGAAGAUAGAGAUUCAGAAACAAAAAAUCCAGUCUGACUUUAAGAAUCUCCAGAGAUUCCUCCAUGAGGAAGAGAAGUGUUAUCUAUGGAAACUAGAAAAAGAAAAAGAGCAGACUCUGAGGAGACUGAGGGACAAUAAGGUCCAUCUGGAACAGCAGAGCCAUGAACUCCAGAGCCACAUCCUGGAACUAGAGAAUAAAUGUCAGGGCUCAGCCCAGAAACUGCUUCAGGAUGUGAAAGACACUUUGAGCAGGAGUUGGGCUGUGAAGUUAGACAAACCAGAGCCACUCUCUUUGGACCUUCAUACUGUGUGCAAUGUUUCUGAGCGUUACUUUGAUGUGAAGAAGAUACUAAGGAGCCAUCAAGUCAGUGUGACACUGGAUCCAGAUACAGCUCAUUAUGAACUAGUUCUAUCUGAGGAUCGGAGACAAGUGACUCGAGGAUCCCCCCAGGAGAAUCUUGAUAGUUCUUCUAGGAGAUUUAGUGCCUUACCCUGUAUCCUGGGCUGUGAAGGCUUCACUUCAGGAAAACAUUACUUUGAAGUGGAUGUGGGAGAGGGAACUGGGUGGGAUUUAGGAGUCUGUAUGGAAAAUGUGCAGAGGGACACUAGCCUGGUGCAGACGCCUCAGUCUGGAUUCUGGGCCAUCAGACUGUGCAAAAAGAAAGGCUAUGUAGCGCUUACCUCUCCUCUAACUUCCCUUCAACUGAGGGAGCAGCCCCUGGUCGUAGGGAUUUUUCUGGACUGUGAGGCUGGAGUUGUAUCCUUUUACAACAUGACUACUGGCUCCCAUAUCUUCACCUUCCCGAAGGCCUCCUUCUCAGAUACUCUCCGGCCCUAUUUCCGGGUCUAUCAAUAUUCUCCUUUGUUCCUGCCUCCUCCAGAUGAGUAAGGAAAGGAGCAAAGUCUCCUUUUGGGCUUAACUGAUAGAGAAGAUAAUCUAAAUUCUAUGGGGGUAGAAACUUGGUCUGUUUUCUUCACUGUUAUUUCCCUGUACCGAUAAGAGUGCUGAACUUUUAGUGGAUGCUUAAUAAAUCAGAAUUGAAUAAAUGGC